AUGGACGCGCCUCCCAUCUUUCUACUCAGCAUUCCAUCAGCCGGAAAGAAAGUUUUGAGCAACAUUGAGGCUCCCUGGGCAAUAUAUUACUCCGACAUCCCAAUCAGCAUGACCAGAUCCAUGAAAAUACCUCACAGUGACUCAUCUGGUUGGGCGGACGCUCAACCCAUCUCACUACUCAGCAUGCCAUCAGCCGUAAAGAGAGAUUUGAGGUGCUCCCUUGCUGAGACCGUUUUCAAAGCACAAUUAAGGCUCCCUGGGCAAUAUAUUACUCCGACUUCCACGUUGAGCGAUUAUGACUGGCACGAAAAACAAACUAAAAACAACACACUCACAAUCAUAGUCCACUAA
Mesocestoides corti is the source of this 351-nucleotide messenger RNA. Lineage: Eukaryota; Metazoa; Platyhelminthes; Cestoda; Cyclophyllidea; Mesocestoididae. The record is from the annotation of a GenBank genome assembly.